This is a messenger RNA of Rattus norvegicus (Norway rat), 1458 nucleotides long. The record is from RefSeq and is a predicted model, not a curated record. Lineage: Eukaryota; Metazoa; Chordata; Mammalia; Rodentia; Muridae.
CACAUGAUGAGACAGGAGACCUCUUUGGCUACUUAUAGGAACUGGUGUGAUUUCUCAGUAAUCUUUAAUGGGUAAUAUUGCUGACUGAGGAGAAUUUGAGGUAGGAUGAAACAUUUCUGUGCAGGGAUUGGGGAGGAAGCACUCAUUUAGAAACAUAGCAAUGACUUAGGUUUUUCCAAUCAAGCCUAGAGCCAAAUUUGGCUUUGGAAGCAUGUGGUGCUCAGUGGCUAUGCCACAGGGAAGUCCCCUGAAAAGGGUCCAUCAGCUUUUGCUCAGUACAGGGAGAACAUUAGCAAGGAGGCAAAGUCUGUUAUCCAUGACAUCAGCCGUCCCUUCGUGGACAUUCUAUUGUCUCCUAGAGAGACCUUGGAAUCCCUGUGAUGUCACCAGUAUCGUUGUGACAACCAAUUCCCUACUUUUUCUCUUAGUGUCCAAAGGAUAUAUCCACAGGCAUGUUUGCCCGUCUUCUCAGGCGCUUUGGGAGAGUUGAUGUUGAUAGAGAAGACUCUAGAGUGAAGCAAACGAAACCUAAAGCAGCCUGCAGACAGACGUCAUCCCCUGAAAAUGUCCUAAACAAGGUGCAGGCCAACGAGGAAGAGGAGAGGCUGAAUAGAGAACUGGAGCUAACUACCAAGGAGAGAAAUGAGCUGACAGAUCGCCUCCUUUAUGUGACAGGUGGAUCCAUGAGCAAGAGCCCCUACUUCAGGCCAAAUCCAUUUUAUGAAAACUUGAAGAUAAAGGAGAAAGAGGUCAUGUCAUUACUGCACAACUUAGACACAAAGAACAUUGAACAUCGUGAGAAAUUUCAGGAGCUCAAGAAGGAGAUUAACUUCUAUCGCAACCUGCACAGCCGGCUCCUGAUGGACCAGGCAUGUAUGAAGAAGAAGUUGGUCACAUUGAAGCAGGAGAGCAAGGAGUUACAGCGAUAUUUGUUUGAGUUGAACCCGAAUGCUGAAGACGAACAGGAGAAGACCAGCAACCUCCAGACCCAGCAAAAUGUGGUCUCAGGAACUGCAGGAGACAUGGAAUAGGACAGAUCCCAGGAAGACAGCCCCCUGAAGAGUGAGUUUCUCUGUCAGGAGUUCCCUGCUGACGACAAUCCUCAACAGUCAAAGACUUUUUUGGGGAGAAUAUUCUUCUUCUCAGUUAAUUUCCUCAUUGUAUAGAGACCCUAAAUUUAUGUAUCCGUAUGCCAGCCUGUCUCAUUGAGAUCUUUCUCCUCUCUCAUACCGACAACACCAUUUGAGAGACAUCUGAGGGGACUGCCUUGAAAUCUCGUGUCCUAGAGGAGAAACAGCACUACAACUGUGUUUCUAAAUGUUCAUUAAGAAAAUGCUGUUAAGAAAUAUUUUUGGUUAUGAUUUUCAUUGAAGUUUUCUUUUUGUUAUAUCAUAGUUAUAUAUUCUUGUUACUGUUUUUCAUUUUUUAUACCAUUUUAGUUGUUCAUUUUAUGCCUGU